Molecule: messenger RNA, 1287 nt
Organism: Xylaria bambusicola
Lineage: Eukaryota; Fungi; Ascomycota; Sordariomycetes; Xylariales; Xylariaceae
Product: mitochondrial NADH-ubiquinone oxidoreductase 20 kd subunit
Exons: 2
Coding region: 318-983 (221 amino acids)
Biological process (GO): mitochondrial respiratory chain complex I assembly; electron transport coupled proton transport; aerobic respiration
Molecular function (GO): quinone binding; NADH dehydrogenase (ubiquinone) activity; 4 iron, 4 sulfur cluster binding
Source: RefSeq, a predicted model, not a curated record
UGGGCCAGGCUCGGGCAAUGGGAUAUCGGAUCUCGGAAAAUCCGGCUCCGAUAGCUAUUCUAGCCACUCAGAGCGCAGUAUUUCCUGCUUAGCGAGGCGGCGAAAAGCACCUGGACUCAGUCGUCAACGUCAAUUGGAAAGAGCUCGGUUCGCGUGAGGCGAAAGUAUGAGCGAUUGACCGAAUCCAAAUCGGAGCUCAUCAAGCGUUCCCAUUUCCCCUUCGCAGACAACCCUCUCCACUCCAUCCUACCGAGACUAUCGUGUUCUAGCCAUUCUAUUCUUCUAAUCCCUCUUUUACACCCGGAGCCGGAGAAAAGAUGCUGGCGUCUUCAAGAAGGGUAGCCACGCUGGCUAUGAGAGCGAACCCGACAUCGCGCAUUGUCCCUCUCCAGUCCGUCGCCCCUAUCUCGACGACCUCGAAAAAGGAUGCCACAUCAGUGACGCCUCAUACAUCUCGCGAUCUCGCCGGCCCGCGAAAGGAGGUGCCGCUCGCGAGCCAAGAGCCCAAGAAGGGCGUCAUGCAAUAUGCCCUCACCACCCUCGAUCAAGUCGCCAACUGGGCCCGUCAGUCGUCCCUCUGGCCCAUGACCUUCGGUCUCGCCUGCUGCGCCGUCGAAAUGAUGCAUCUGUCCACACCGCGGUACGAUCAAGAUCGAUUAGGAAUCAUUUUCCGUGCCUCGCCCCGUCAAUCCGACGUCAUGAUCGUCGCCGGCACGCUCACGAACAAGAUGGCUCCGGCCCUGCGCCAGGUCUACGAUCAGAUGCCCGAGCCCCGGUGGGUCGUCAGCAUGGGGAGCUGCGCCAACGGAGGCGGUUACUACCACUACAGCUACAGCGUCGUCCGAGGCUGCGACCGCAUCGUCCCCGUCGACGUCUACGUCCCCGGCUGCCCUCCCACGAGCGAGGCUCUUAUGUACGGUAUCUUCCAGCUGCAGCGCAAGAUGAGACAGACCAGGAUUACGCGGAUGUGGUACAGGAAGUAGAGGAAGGGAGGGGGGAAAGAGAUCGAUACACGAAAGACCACCGUUUCAUUUGUCGAGGACCAUUGUACAUAUUUACGGUGUUCGAGUGUAUGCAACAGGAGUAGAAGCAUAAAUUCGUCGUUUCAGCCUCACCUUCGCCUUCUCCUGUAAUGGCAUAUAUAUAUAUACCACUUGGGGACGUCUUGCUCCAUGCUCAAAUCGAAUGUGCGACAUCUAGGAACAAUUGCGUCUACAUAUUCAUCGGCCAGAAAAGCUAUACUUUGAAUCUUAAUCUGAUUCUUAUAAUGAACGUGUGUCUUCGUUA